Myotis myotis is the source of this 3115-nucleotide messenger RNA. It is a transcript of the gene TAB1, whose product is annotated as TGF-beta activated kinase 1 (MAP3K7) binding protein 1. NCBI's taxonomy places the organism in Eukaryota, Metazoa, Chordata, Mammalia, Chiroptera, Vespertilionidae. Gene Ontology annotation, cellular component: cytosol. The coding region runs from base 80 to 1594 and encodes 504 amino acids. Gene Ontology annotation, molecular function: protein serine/threonine phosphatase activity. Gene Ontology annotation, biological process: protein dephosphorylation. The transcript has 11 exons. The record is from RefSeq and is a predicted model, not a curated record.
CUCCGGGCCGCUCUAGCCACCCCUCUCGCCUGCUCCGGCGGGAGGCGGGAGGCGGGCGCGCCCGCGGGGUCCCUCCAAGAUGGCGGCGCAGAGGAGGAGCCUGUUGCAGAGUGAGCAGCAGCCAAGCUGGACAGACGACCUGCCGCUCUGCCACCUCUCAGGGGUGGGCUCAGCCUCCAACCGAAGCUAUUCUGCUGAUGGCAAGGGCACCGAGAGCCACCCGCCGGAGGACAGCUGGCUCAAGUUCAGGAGUGAGAACAACUGCUUCCUGUAUGGGGUCUUCAACGGCUAUGAUGGCAACCGGGUGACCAACUUCGUGGCCCAGCGGCUGUCCGCGGAGCUCCUGCUGGGCCAGCUCAACUCCGAGCACACGGAGGCCGAUGUGCGCCGUGUGCUGCUGCAGGCCUUCGACGUGGUGGAGAGGAGCUUCCUGGAGUCCAUCGACGAUGCUCUGGCUGAGAAGGCGAGCCUGCAGUCCCAGCUGCCAGAGGGUGUCCCCCAGCACCAGCUGCCUCCUCAGUAUCAGAAGAUCCUUGAAAGACUCAAGGUGCUGGAGAGGGAGAUUUCAGGAGGAGCCAUGGCUGUCGUGGCUGUCCUUCUCAACAACAAGCUCUACGUCGCCAAUGUCGGUACGAACCGUGCACUUCUAUGCAAAUCCACGGUGGACGGGCUGCAGGUGACACAGCUGAACGUGGACCACACCACGGAGAACGAGGACGAGCUCUUCCGCCUCUCACAGCUGGGUUUGGACGCAGGAAAGAUCAAGCAGGUGGGGAUCAUCUGUGGGCAGGAGAGCACCAGGCGCAUCGGAGACUACAAGGUCAAAUACGGCUACACUGACAUCGACCUGCUCAGCGCUGCUAAGUCCAAGCCGAUCAUCGCGGAGCCUGAAAUCCACGGCGCACAGCCCCUGGAUGGGGUGACUGGCUUCCUGGUGCUGAUGUCCGAGGGGCUGUACAAGGCCCUGGAGGCAGCCCAUGGGCCUGGGCAGGCCAACCAGGAAAUUGCUGCUAUGAUUGACACUGAGUUCGCCAAGCAGACUUCCCUGGACGCGGUGGCCCAGGCCGUGGUGGACCGGGUGAAGCGGAUCCACGGUGACACCUUUGCUAGUGGCGGCGAGCGUGCCAAGUUCUGCCCAAGGCACGAGGACAUGACCCUGCUGGUGAGGAACUUUGGCUACCCGCUGGGCGAGAUGAGCCAGCCCACAGCAUCCCCUGCCCCAGUCACAGGAGGACGUGUAUACCCCGUAUCCGUGCCUUACUCCAGCGCCCAGAGCACCAGCAAGACCAGCGUGACCCUCUCCCUCGUCAUGCCCUCGCAGGGCCAGCUGGUCAAUGGGGCCCACAGCGCUUCCACCCUGGACGAAGCCACUCCCACCCUCACCAACCAGAGCCCGACGCUGACCCUGCAGUCCACCAACACACACACCCAGAGCAGCAGCUCCAGCUCGGACGGGGGGCUCUUCCGCUCCCGGCCCGCCCACUCGCUCCCGCCUGGCGAGGAUGGCCGUGUGGAGCCCUACGUGGACUUCGCUGAGUUUUACCGCCUCUGGAGCGUGGACCAUGGCGAACAGAGUGUGAUGACGGCACCGUAGCCCCGGCUGCGGAGUGCAGCCGAGCGGGACCUUCGUGAGGACCGGGGCGAUCGUGGGGGCAGGAUGGGCUUUUCCCCACCAGCUGCCUGUGCCGUGGGGGCCAGUGGGCGCCCAGUCCUCAGCCUGACCGUCCUCCCCCAGCUGGGUGCUAUGGAGAAGACCCUCUCAGAGCGCCAGUGCAGGCGGACCCCUUGGAUACGCCAUGUCACUGCAGGGGGACUGGAGGCCACCCGCCCAGGCAGCCUCAGCCAGGACCGUCGCCAUUUCUCAGAACAAGAGGUGCUAGUGCGGGAGCCUGGCUGGCUGUGCGCACCCCGUGAGACAGGACGGGCAGAGGUUCCUGUGACCCCGCACGUGACAGGCCCAGCAGCCACUGCUUUCUCUAGGCCACCGUUCCCGCCGCCACCUCCCCUGGGAGAGCCUGUGGCCGGUGAUGCGUCCCCUCACCAGGGCCUGGUGGUUCGCCCCUUUCUUCUCCGGCCUCCAGAGUGAAUCCCGGUUGACGUCUGCUUCUUCGGAGCCUGCACCGUCCCUGGGCCCCUUCCCUGGGCCGGCCUGGCUGUUUUCAGUGGUGAACGUUCAGGAAGACCAGGGAGGUGGGGGCCUGGGAUGGCUGUAGCGGGAAAGGAACCAGAGGUAACUGUCCAGGAGGAGCACUGGCCCUGGAGUCCUCCAAAGGGUAGACGGGGCUGGUGGGCGUCCCCAGAGAUGGGGUGCAGGGGAGCAGAAGUGCUCGGACGGAGUGAGGACGUGGCCUCUUGUCAGGCCCCUCCAGGAGGGGAGGCCCCGAAGCAGGGUGAGCGACUCCGCUUUGCUCUUUCCUUCCUGGAGCUGGGAAGGCCCUGGCUGAGGAGCCAUGAAGACCAGCGAUCUUGACCACUGACGACGGUCCCUGCUGCUCCGCAGGAAUGAACAGAGGCGUGUGGAAGAGGGAGCGUGGGAAGUGGUUCUGGAAGGGCAGAGGUUCUGCGAGCCCUGCUGCUCUGUGUGGAGGGCCCAGGUGUGCGCUGCUUUUUCAGGGGCGGGCGGGCGGGCUCAGGCCAUCAGGCCCGAGAUGGACCACCUCAGGGCUCGCUGCCUCUGGGGAGGGACUGCACUCCUGUUUUCACAGGAGAAGCCAGCCCAGGAGACCCACACAUGCCCUCACAUGGUCGGUGGAGCAGAAAUCAGACCUGCCAGUCCCCGAGGCCCCUGGAUUCGGCCCCUCCCCAGCUCAGCAGGGCCUGGCACUGUGUGUGGCCUCCAUGUACUUGGACUCAGAAAAGUCAGAGGCCGGCUCAGCCCUGCUCGGUCUGUGGUCCCGGAAGGUGGUUCCCGAGGGAAGCAGAGGAAGUGCCUCUCGGCAGAGCGCCCACCCUCCACCACGAAGCCACCUGUUAGGUGAACAGGUUUAAAGUUAGUCACAAAGGCUGGGAACAAAGGGAAUUCUCUUCCAAGAACAUCCCGGUGUUGCUGCUUGGUCUCUGGAAAGAGAACCCCUUUGUGCCACGGUGAGGAAGUAAUAAAUGGUGGGUUAUGCGA